GAAUGACUCGACAAUACAUGACAUGUGUUGACAGUAUUCACUGUUUGUAAACAAAAGUGAGUUUCAGUUGUGAGCGAAUACUUGACUGGAGAGGAAUGGAUGUGAUGGGAGACCAAGAGCUGAUCCCAUUGUGUGAUAUAGACUAUGAUGUGUACCGAAACACAUGUACUCCAGUGCUCAUCGAUUGGGGGGCCUAUCGGUCGAGGGUUGGGUUCGCCGACCGCUCAGAACCGCAACUCGUAUUCAGAAGUCUUAUAUCGAAACAGAGGUCUAAAAAGGAUUCACACGUUUUGGUGGGCAAUGAUAUCGUCGACAUCGAGGCAGUCAAACGCGUCUUGAGGUCACCGUUCGAGUUGGAUGUGGUCACACAGUUUGACUCAAUGGAAACCAUUUUCGACUAUAUCUUCGCCAAUCUGGCCAUCGAUACGAAUCGUGUCAAUCAUCCCAUUGUCUUAAACGAGGCCUUCUGUGUCCCCCUUUGGACGCGAACUAAUACUCAAGAGUUGCUCUUUGAAUGCUAUGACAUCCCAUCACUCCUGUUAGGCGUCGACUCACUCUUCAGUCUUUACCACAAUUUGCCGGACAUAAGCAACUGUUUGGUCAUAUGUUUGGGUCAUUACACGUGUCAUAUCAUACCAGUAAUAGACGGAACCGUUGCGAGUGAGCACUCGACCAGGAUCAAUUUGGGUGGACUUAAUCUAAGCCUAUAUUUGCAACGAUUAAUGCAAUUAAAGUAUCCGAAACUCACUCAAGAGUUUUCGUUCACGAAAUGCGAACAAAUGGUGCAAAAGUUUUGUCACUUCUCUUCGGAUUAUCAUUCAGAGAGUUCCCAAUGGAGUCAUGAAUUGUAUUACAACCAAAAUGUCAAACUAUUCAAAGCGACUAAAACGGUGGCCACCGAUGGCUCGCAGCCUUUGGUUUCGGAAAAUUUUGUUCAAAGGACCCAAAGAUUGCUUAAAAAAGUGAAAACCAAUGUUCAUAAGAAACGAGAGAAACAGCUUAUAGAAUGGGAAGAAAAUAGAAAUAAAUUCAAAGCUUUACUGGAAUUGGUUGAAGACGAGGAGAUGGCAGACCCGGCAUUAGUUGCAAAAGCCUAUCAAAACGCAGGCGUAAGAAAUUUAAGUGAAUUGAAGUCUAAAUUGAAUGAAUUGAAUGUCGAAAUCAAGCGAAUAAAGAUUCAAUUGAACCCAAAAUCAGUGCCUGAAAUGACAGUAAUUGAUGAGAUAAAUGAAUGGCAAAACCAGAACACUUACGAUGAAUUGCAAUGGACUUCAUAUGUGAGGCAAUUGCGGACCAAUAAGAUCGGCGAAAACGCUUGGAUUUUGAACGAACUUUUGCGGGAAUUUGAAUUGGAGUCCAAACGACUGAAAAGGGUUGGAGUCGGCGAUAAUGUGAUUGAAUUUGGACCCGAACUCAUACGAGUGCCGGAGCUUUUGUUCUCACCCAACGCUCUCAUACAGUACUCUCAGUGCGGUAUCAGUGAAGCCAUUGAAGCGGUUAUCAAACAAUUGGAUAAUCCAGAAAUCAGUCAAACCAUUUUCCUAACGGGCGGCUGCGCUCAUAUCGAUGGCAUUGCCGAACGCAUCGAAAAGGACGUGACAUCCAUCCGACCCUUUGGAUCACCGCUUUCUGUGAUUAAAGCCCAAGACGUGUCACUCGACAGUUGGAAGGGAGCGAAAGACUCGUCUCAACGCUUUGCCGAUAAAUUUGUUACUAAAGAAGAAUAUUACGAGUUUGGGCCCGGAUUUGUCAAAGAGUUUAAGUGCUCUAAUCGUUAUAACUUAUAACAUCUAACAGUCAUUAUUUUUAUAAUCAUUUUUAGAAUCAUUCAUA
Messenger RNA from Medioppia subpectinata, 1833 nucleotides. The record is from the annotation of a GenBank genome assembly. NCBI's taxonomy places the organism in Eukaryota, Metazoa, Arthropoda, Arachnida, Sarcoptiformes, Oppiidae.